Molecule: messenger RNA, 849 nt
Organism: Acanthaster planci (crown-of-thorns starfish)
Lineage: Eukaryota; Metazoa; Echinodermata; Asteroidea; Valvatida; Acanthasteridae
Product: clumping factor B-like
Source: RefSeq, a predicted model, not a curated record
AUGCAACACACAUUUGUGAAAAGAGUGCAAGCUGACGAGUUCAAAAAAGAAAAGGCGUGCGUGAAGGAUGAUCCUGAUAAAGUUGUCAUUCAGGUAGACUUUGCUGAGAAUUUCACCACCAAGAUGCAGAAUGAGAUCCCAUCGGCUUACGGGGACUACAAGCGGGUGACUCUUUUCACAGAUUGUGCAUGGGAGAAGAAUGGAAUCCAUUCCAUGGUAGUUAUGUCAGACUACCUCCAUCAUGACAAAUAUGCAGUCAACAAAUUCCUCAAAACAAUAUUCAAAUGGCUUGACGAGGAGGUCCGUCACUUUGAGAAGAUAGUUAUGUUUUUCAGACGUAAUAGCAAUGUCAGUCAGCUAAUCAAUGUGGGCGAAGACCAGCAAAGCAAUGUGGAUGAAGACCAGCAAAGCAAUGUGGAUGAAGACCAGCAAAGCAAUGGGGACAGAGACCAGCAAAGCAGUGUGGACACAGACCAGCAGAGUAGUGUGGACACAGACCAGCAGAGUAGUGUGGACACAGACCAGCAGAGCAGUGUGGACACAGACCAGCAGAGCAGUGUGGACACAGACCAGCAGAGCAGUGUGGACACAGACCAGCAGAGCAGUGUGGACACAGACCAGCAAAGCUGUGGGGACACAGACCAGCAGAGCAGUGGGGACACAGACCAGCAGAGCAGUGUGGACACAGACCAGCAAACCAGUGGGGACACAGACCAGCAGAGCAGUGUGGACACAGACCAGCAGAGCAGUGUGGACACAGACCAGCAAACCAGUGUGGACACAGACCAGCAGAGCAGUGUGGACACAGACCAGCAAAGCAGUGUGGACACAGACCAGCAAACCAUUUGA